GAUCAAUGUGUAUACGUCGUUCUAUUUAAAAAUUAUUGAUAAGAUAACUUGAUUUUGGAGUUGAUUAUUGAUUGAAUCGAUCACUGAAUUGAAUAACUGAAUAACUAGAGUUUCAUUUACGUCUAUUUUUGCAACCUGAUCAUCGUGAGACAUUCAAUUUGAAAAUGCCGAAAAUGAAACGUAAACCAAACAAGAAUCGAACACGCACUGUUUAUCCACAGGAACGUCCGGAUAAAAAACCAAAAUUUGCCAUCAAAGAUGGUCUCCGAACUGAGGAUACUGAAUUCAUUGAUCCUAAAACUUCAAGAAAAAUCUUAGAACAAGCACAAUUACAACAGAAUGAACUGGAAGAAGAAUUCGGUCUUCAUGAUCCAUCGAAAAUGGUUAGAAACAAAGAUACCAAAUUAGAUUUAUCUGGAAAUUUUUCUGAUCGUGAAGCUGAUGAUGUUAACCACGAUGAUUACGAUUUGUUAGAUGAAGAUGAAGAAUCAGCUCGUGACGUGUAUGAAUCGUUCUAUGAAGAAUUAAAACUGAACAAGGAAGAUGAACGAGCAUUGGAAAUGUUCAUGAUGAAGGAUAAUCUUAAACGGAAAUCCUUGGCCGAUUAUAUUCGUGAUAAAUUGAAAGAGAAAGAAGAUGAAUUGAGCACGAUGCUUAACAAUGAACAAGCAGUACAAUCCGGUUCGAAUGGCUCUGAAUUGGAUGAUCGUGUAGUGGAUCUGUAUCGCGGUGUUAAAGUGGUACUACAACGGUAUCGCAACGGGCGAUUGCCUAAAGCUUUUAAGAUAAUACCUGCAUUAGCCAAUUGGGAACAGGUAUUGUUCAUCACUGAACCUGAUUGCUGGACAGCAGCGGCCAUGUUCCAAGCUACUCGGUUGUUUGCAUCGAACCUCAAGGAGCGUAUGGCGCAGCGUUUCUUCAAUCUGGUAUUAGUGCCAAGAAUACGUGACGAUAUCGAAGAGUAUAAACGGCUCAACUUUCACCUUUAUCAGGCUUUAAAGAAGGCCUUGUUCAAACCUGGAGCCUUCUUCAAAGGCAUCAUUAUACCGCUCUGUGAAUCGGGCGAUUGUACAUUACGAGAAGCUGUCAUUAUCGGAUCGAUCAUGGCACGUAAUCAUAUCCCAUUGUUGCACUCAUGUGCUGCUAUGUUAAAGAUUGCCGAAAUGGAUUAUAGUGGGGCAAAUUCUAUCUUUCUAAAUAUUUUGAUCCAGAAAAAGUAUGCUCUUCCAUAUCGGGUGAUUGACGCUCUAUUUUAUCAUUUCUAUCGAUUUCUGAAUGAUCGCCGAUCAACGUUACCCGUUCUAUGGCAUCAAUGUUUAUUGGCAUUCGUACAGAACUACAAAAAUGAUCUUUCCUGUGAACAAAAAGAAUCAUUGUUAGAGCUUUUACGUGUGCAAACUCAUCACGCUAUCACACCUGAAAUUCGUCGAGAAUUGUUCAAAUCUCGAAAUCGUGAUGGUAGCGAUUUUGUUAUCGAAUCGACCGAUAUGCAUUAAAAAUUGAAAUGAAUAAAUUUUAUAUAAAAUACAA
Dermatophagoides farinae (American house dust mite) is the source of this 1530-nucleotide messenger RNA. It is a transcript of the gene bys, whose product is annotated as Bystin. Gene Ontology annotation, biological process: rRNA processing. The record is from RefSeq and is a predicted model, not a curated record. Gene Ontology annotation, molecular function: snoRNA binding. Gene Ontology annotation, cellular component: nucleolus; cytoplasm; preribosome, small subunit precursor. Lineage: Eukaryota; Metazoa; Arthropoda; Arachnida; Sarcoptiformes; Pyroglyphidae.